Messenger RNA from Saccharomyces eubayanus, 2175 nucleotides. RefSeq names its product Rog3p (gene ROG3). Gene Ontology annotation, biological process: ubiquitin-dependent endocytosis. The record is from RefSeq and is a predicted model, not a curated record. The transcript has a single exon. Gene Ontology annotation, cellular component: cytoplasm; plasma membrane; cytosol. NCBI's taxonomy places the organism in Eukaryota, Fungi, Ascomycota, Saccharomycetes, Saccharomycetales, Saccharomycetaceae. Bases 1 to 2175 code for a protein of 724 amino acids. Gene Ontology annotation, molecular function: protein-macromolecule adaptor activity; ubiquitin protein ligase binding.
AUGGGCUUCAGUAAUAGUAAAUCAGGCAAGAAGCCUCUGCUUUUCGAUAUCAGACUAAAAGAUGUUGAUAACGACGUAAUUCUACUGAAGGGUCCACCAGACGAGGCCCCGUCAGUGCUUCUAUCAGGUUGUAUCGUAUUAUCCAUUAAUGAGCCCAUGCACAUUAAAAGCAUAUCAUUGAGACUGUUUGGAAGGAUACAAAUUGAUGUCCCAUUGGAAAACCAUCAGGAUUUGAAGGCUUCGUCUUCAUCUUCACCACCACCAAGGAUCAGAAAGUAUAACAAGGUCUUUUACAACCAUACAUGGGACAACGUUAACCUCCAAGACUAUCUUAGUGGUUCAAGGGAACAAGCAGGUCUCGCGGGUAGCAACUCAUCAAGUAAUAUCUUAAACAUUAAUCAAAGAGCUCAGUCCUCAAGCUCUUUGAAAUCUUUAAAGGGAUCCUCGACGCCCUCCUCGCACACUUUGGGCAAGGGGAACUAUGAUUUCCCAUUUAGCGCUAUUUUGCCUGGUUCGUUGCCGGAAAGUGUAGAAUCUUUACCAAAUUGCUUUGUGACAUAUAGCAUGGAAUCGGUCAUUGAGCGUACCAGGCACUAUAGCGAUUUGACUUGUAGGAAAAAUAUUCGAAUUUUAAGAACCAUUUCACCUGCCGCGGUAGAAUUAUCAGAAACUGUCUGUGUAGAUAAUUCAUGGCCCAAUAAAGUUGAUUAUUCUAUUUCGGUGCCUAACAAAGCCAUAGCUAUCGGUUCAGCAACCCCGAUUAAUAUCUCUAUUGUACCUCUUUCGAAAGGUAUAAAAUUGGGGCCCAUUAAAGUCGUAUUAUUGGAAAACUAUCAAUAUUGUGAUCCUUUCCCCCCUGUGACAUCUGCAAGUAGACAAGUAACAGAUUUAACUCUUGAAAAUCCCUUAAAUGAAUCUUCUGAAGACUUUAAUGUGGACGGUCGCUACAUAAAUAACCCUUUUUAUGAGGCUGAUCAUUCGUUCCAGGAUAAAUGGGAAGUUGAUACAUUUUUACAGAUUCCAAACAGUUUAUUAAAUUGUGUUCAAGAUUGCGAUGUUCGUUCAAAUAUUAAAGUUCGUCACAAGCUUAAAUUUUUUAUCAUGCUGAUUAACCCGGAUGGUCAUCAAUCUGAAUUAAGAGCAUCCUUACCCAUUCAACUUUUUAUUUCGCCAUUUGUAGCACUUUCCAUCAAGCCGGUAUCAUCAUCCAAUUUAUAUUCAUUUACUGGCGCAAUCAACCAAGAUGAAAAUCUGCAAAACGAAGAUGAAGAGGAGUACUUAUUCUCGAGAUCUGGAUCAGCCACAGGGCUGGAAUUGAUGGCAGACAUGCGUAAUGGUACUGCAGUCCCCACCGUUUCAGACUUAAUGACACCUCCAAACUAUGAAAUGCAUGUAUAUGAUCGUCUUUAUGGCAGUUCUUCCAAUCUAACGCACGCUGAAACACCAGAGACAUGUACUCCAUUAGAAAGCGAAUGUUCAGCUUCUGAUGAUCAGCAAGAUCUAGAAGAUCUACGGAUAAGACUGACCAAAAUCAGAAACCAACGUGAGAAUUUGGGGCUACCUGCAUCUGCUUCAUCUGCUGCUGUUUCCAGAUCAUUAUCGCCGUUAUUAAAUGUCCCGGUACAAGAAGACGGGACAGAUGGAAGUUCACCUCAGAACACUUCUAGCCUCAACAACAGUUUAACUUCAGGAAUACAUAGUAACGUAUCACCCGUUUUGCUUUCAAGAUCACGAGCUGGUAGUACUCUAGCUAAUGACGUGCUACCAGUACCUCCGGGCUUGAAUUAUCUGGAGACUCAAAAUUUGAACAAAGUCCCAUCGUAUGGUAAGGCAAUGAAGUAUGACAUUAUUGGUGAAGACUUACCUCCCACCUAUUUCUGUUCGAUACAAAACGUGCAACCUAGAAAACCUAGUAGAGUGCAUUCUAGAACGUCAUUGGCAACACUAUCAUCUUCCAUCCCAACUAGUUUCCAUUCUUCCAGUUUUAGGAGUGGCACUGCUUCCCCUAUCUCGAUAAUCAAUGGCUCCAGGUGUAGUUCUAGUGGAACAUCUCUUAAUACGCUUGGUGAAUCAACAGUAUCGGGUAGUAGCUUUAAAAGAUCACCUUCAAGGCAGAGGUCUAGAUCUUUAGCUGGGUUCAUGGGGGGACUUCUCUCGAAGGGUAAUAAACGGUAA